Molecule: messenger RNA, 669 nt
Organism: Penicillium soppii
Lineage: Eukaryota; Fungi; Ascomycota; Eurotiomycetes; Eurotiales; Aspergillaceae
Exons: 3
Coding region: 1-669 (222 amino acids)
Source: RefSeq, a predicted model, not a curated record
AUGGCUCCUAAAAUAGGUAGGAUCCCCACGGGGAAGGCGAAUUUCCUCAAGGAUAUCGUGAGUGUCCGAAACAAGACCUUCAACCAACGAAUUAUCCGCAAUUCUUUUAAAGAGCGUGGUAUAUACCCUCCAAAUGGCGAUGCCAUUAUUCAAAAACUUCAAGAUGCACUUCCACCGAUACCAGAUCUCUUCGCGCCCGAUCUUCGUGCAUACGCGUGGAAAACACCCCUCCAAAGAGUGCCCAAGACCUCGAGAAGAAUCAAUACAGAGGGUCCCACACCGAAGCUCCAACGAGGCCUACAACGUGCGUUCUACCAUCAUAAACGUACGGCGGAAGAGCUUGCGAUAAUGAGCGAUACAAUUAGUCGAAUGAGGGAGAUACAGGCCCCUCGGAAGCGACAAAUCACCAAAAGAGAGAUUCCUAAGAUCGGAGACUCUGGUAUACUCAGUACAAAAGAUGCCAAUCGAUCAAUGAAGACCAGGAGAGAGAAAGAAGCUAUACAAGAGAUGAAGAUGUUGGAUAAACAGUGGACAAAAUUGUACGGCCGACCGCCACCCAAGUCGCCUACUGGGGAGAGUUUUAUUUUGUCAGAUAGUGUGGUGGCUAUGCAGCAGGGAGGGGAGUCUUUUUGGAUAGAUACUCAGGGUGAAAAGCAGAAAUUAAUGUGA